AUGACUCGCAACCAUCAAGUACAGACCACCAUGCUGCCAGUGUAUUUCAAGAAUGUCUGCUUAUCUUUCAUUCCGGUGAUGGAUCUAUUUAUCCAAAAGCUGAUUGAACUUCCCUCGGUGUGCCUCAAGUUUCUCGAUACUAUGAUGAACACCAUUGGCCCACUGUUUCGUUUCCAUCCGCAUCCGGUCACCAUGCUAUACACGACUUUUCGUUUCUAUGAAAAGAAAUUGAUCGAUUCGUCUCAAGUGAAACUAAAACUUGUCUAUACCAUCCACAAUGCGUUCGUUGGAGUUCGUGGUGAGAGCUGGUUGCUAUCAUCUGAUUUCUUGCAGUACAUCACGCAGGUAAAUGAUUCGUACGACUCGCGCAUUGUCUGGCUGCCGGACAUGGACUACUUCGCGCAGUUGGUCAAGCGUCUCAUCGACUGUUUCGCCACGCCGUUUCAGCUGCAUGCGUCGUUGCGCAAAAAAUGGUGGCGCUUCAGUGAGUUCCCGACCCUGCAGAACCAUAUCUUGCAUGCCAUCUGCAUCGAGCUUAUGUGUCUGCCAUGCUCUCCGCCGGACAUAGGCAAUUCCUUGUUGAAUAUAAUACUGAAAUGGCAUCCGUUGAUCAAUCGAAACGAUAUCUAUCAUUGGCUAAAUUGCCUCGGUCUGAUUUUUUCUGCUUUGCCAGUAAGAAAUUUUUUUUCAUACAUUCAUCAAUUUGCACAUUUUUUAAGCUCCAAUAUUCUGAAAGUCUCUACAAGACGAUAUCAUCAACAAUUUGUUCGGAAGACUUAGCG
This is a messenger RNA of Soboliphyme baturini, 782 nucleotides long. NCBI's taxonomy places the organism in Eukaryota, Metazoa, Nematoda, Enoplea, Dioctophymatida, Soboliphymatidae. The record is from the annotation of a GenBank genome assembly.